CAUGCAGGGGCGGGGAGGUAGGCAGGCGGGCGCAGAGAUAAAGAGGGCCUCACAUGCGCGUUCCCCUGCUACCCCGCAGGUAACAUGAGCCCCCACGCUCGGGCCGGGGCCGCCCCGCUGCGGCUGACUCUGCCCCUGCUGUGCCUGCUGUGCCUGCUGGGCGGCCGCUGCUUGCGCGCUGAUCCCGGGGAUGGCGCGCAGACUUGGGUCCGCUUCAGCCGCGCUCCGUCGCCCGAGGCCGCGGGCUUCCUCCACGACACCUUCCCCGACGGCUUCCUCUGGUCGGUGGGCAGUGCUGCCUACCAGACGGAGGGCGGCUGGAGGCAGCAUGGCAAGGGCGCCUCCAUCUGGGACACCUUCACCCACCGCCCCGCUGCGCCCCCAGGGGACCUCCCAGCCCCGUCCCACUCCUGGUCCUCGCAGCCUUCUUUGCCGCCGGCUCCGCCCCGUCCCGCCACGGGGGACGUGGCUGGUGACAGUUACAACCAUAUCUUCCGCGACACCGAGGGGCUGCGCGAGCUCGGGGUCACCCACUACCGCUUCUCCAUCUCGUGGGCUCGCGUGCUGCCCGGCGGGGGCGGCGUGGGCGCGGGGCACCCUAAUCUCGAGGGGCUGCACUAUUACCGGCGCCUGCUGGAGCGGCUGCGCGAACUCCGCGUGGAGCCCGUGGUCACCUUGUACCACUGGGACCUGCCCCAGCGCCUGCAGGACAUUUACGGAGGCUGGGCCAACCGCACCGUGGCCGACCUCUUCAGGGACUAUGCCGAGCUCUGCUUCCGUCACUUCGGCGGUCAGGUCAAGUACUGGAUCACCAUCGACAACCCCUACGUGGUGGCCUGGCACGGCUAUGCCACGGGGAGGCUUGCCCCGGGUGUGCGGGGCAACCGGCGGCUCGGCUACCAGGUGGCCCACAACCUGCUCCUGGCCCAUGCUAAAGUCUGGCAUCUCUACAACACAUCUUUUCGUUCAACUCAAGGAGGACAAGUGUCUAUUGCACUUAGUUCCCACUGGAUCAGUCCCCGAAGGAUGACUGAACAUGACUUAAAAGAAUGUCAAAAAUCUCUUGACUUUGUAUUGGGCUGGUUUGCUAAACCGAUUUUCAUUGAUGGUGACUACCCUCAAAGCAUGAAGGAAAACCUUUCAUCUCUUUUGCCAAAUUUUACUGAAUCUGAGAAAAAUUUCAUCAAGGGAACAGCUGACUUUUUUGCACUUUCCUUUGGACCAACCCUGAGUUUUCAGCUCUUGGACCCUCAUAUGAAGUUUCGUCAAUUGGAGUCACCAAGUCUGAGGCAGCUCCUUUCCUGGAUAGACCUUGAAUAUAACCAUCCUCAGAUUUUCAUUGUGGAGAAUGGCUGGUUUGUUUCAGGCACCACCAAGAGGGAUGAUGCCAAGUAUAUGUAUUACCUCAAAAAGUUCAUUAUGGAAACUUUAAAAGCCAUCAAAUAUGAUGGAGUCGAAGUCAUUGGUUAUACUGUUUGGUCCCUCAUGGAUGGCUUUGAAUGGCACAGAGGAUACAGCAUUAGACGUGGAUUAUUUUACAUAGAUUUCCUAAGUCAUGAUAAGAAGCUGCUGCCAAAGUCUUCAGCCUUGUUUUACCAAAAGCUGAUAGAAAGAAAUGGCUUCCCUUCUUUACCAGAAAAUCUACCAAUAGAAGGGACAUUUCCUUGUGGCUUUGCUUGGGGAGUUGUUGACAACUACAUUCAAGUAGAUACAACUCCUUCCCAGUUUAAUGAUCCAAAUAUUUAUGUCUGGGAUAUCCAUCAGAGUAAAAAGCUUAUUAAAGUUGAUGGGGUUGUGACUUCAAAAAGGAAGCCUCAUUGUGUGGAUUUUGCUGCUAUCAGGCUCCAGAUUUCUCUGCUUCGGGAAAUACAUGUAACUCAUUUUUACUUCUCACUGAAGUGGGCCCAGAUUCUUCCUUUGGGGAACCAAUCUCAAGUCAAUCAUACAAUCUUACAUUAUUAUCGCUGCUUUGUAAGUGAACUCGUCCGUGUCAACAUAACACCUGUUGUUGCAUUAUGGCAACCAGACCCUGAGCAUCAAGGCCUUCCCCUUCUUUUAGCCAAACAUGGAGCCUGGGAGAACCCCCUAAUUGUCAAUUCUUUUGAAGAAUAUGCUAGGCUGUGUUUUAAAGAACUUGGUCAGUUUGUUAAGUUUUGGAUUACAAUGAAUGAACCUCAUAUACAGAAUAUGACAUACAAUGCAGGACAUAAUCUUUUGAAGGCCCACGCACAAGCUUGGCAUGUGUAUGACCAACAUUUUAGAAGAUCUCAGAAAGGUAAAAUAUCGAUAGCCUUACAGGCUGAUUGGGUAGAGCCAGCCUGCCCUUUCUCACAAAAAGAUAAAGAAGUAGCUGAGAGAGUCUUGGAAUUUGACAUUGGCUGGCUUGCUGAGCCCAUUUUUGGCAAUGGGGACUAUCCACAUGUUAUGAGAGAGUGGCUGAACCAAAGAAACAAUUUCUUUUUGCCUUAUUUCACUGAAAGUGAAAAGAAGCUAAUCCAGGGAUCGUUUGAUUUUCUUGCUUUAAGUCAUUACACCACUAUCCUUGUGGACUGGGAAAAAGAGGAUCCGGCAAAAUAUAAUGACUAUCUGGAAGUACAAGAAAUGACAGACAGCACAUGGCUAAACUCCCCAAGUAGGGUGGCUGUGGUGCCCUGGGGAUUACGCAAGGUACUUAACUGGUUUAAGUCCAAAUAUGGAGACAUCCCUGUGUACGUACUAGCUAAUGGAAUUGAUGAUGAUCCACAUGUGAUGCAAGACAAGAUGAGGAUGUAUUAUAUACAGAAUUAUGUCAAUGAAGCUUUAAAAGCUCAUGCAUUGGAUGGUCUCAGACUUUACGGAUACUUUGUUUAUUCAUUUAAUGACCGAACUGCUCCAAAAUUUGGCCUCUACCGUUAUGCUGCAAAUCAGUUUGAGCCAAAACCUUCAAUGAAUCAUUACAGGAAGAUUAUUGACAACAAUGGUUUUCCUGGACCUGAAACUCCGAGGAGAUUUUGUCCAGAAGAAUUCAUCCUAUGCCCUGAAUGUAAUUUUUUUCAAACUCGAAAGUCUUUAUUAGCAUUUAUAGCUUUUCUAUUUUUUGCAUUUGUUGCCACUAUUUCCUUAAUUUUUUACUACUCUAGGAGAAGUUAAAGGAAGUAGAAAGAGUUCUGGACUUUUCUUUUUCCAGUCAUCCUUUUGGUAGUUCCAAAGAAAUUAUGCACAGUAUUUGCUGUUAUGUUUGGGGCCAUUUGCAUGCCCAAAUAUUGUGAAACUGUAGAUUUCACACAUGACUUCUACAGUAAAACAUCUUUUUUCUGCUGUGUAACAAAAUUUUUUUAACAGAUUGUUUUCAAAUUUUCAAAUUUGAAUAUCCCUAUUGAAAUUCAGUAAUUGGACAACCUUUUUUCCUUUGGAUAAAAUCUGAAAUGUAAAUAAAAAAUAGAGACAAUUGAAUCUACUAAAAUCAGUAUAAUAUUUUUUAAAUGCAUAAAUUAGGGGAAAACAUAAAUACAAUGUGCUCUCAGCAAUAGAAUGGUAGCUUUUCAUUAGAAACAUUGUAUCUAUCAUCCCUAUUCCUGAAUGGGACUAUUCCUACUGAAGAAAAAUCAGAAGCAUUCUGAUGAAGAGACUGGCACCAAAUGGCUUGACCCUGGCUCAGCACCACAAUAUAUCAUGGCAUAGACCUCUUGGCUGAUCUGAAAGCUUUCCAUGGAAAAAAUUGAUAGGAAAAUAUAGAACAUUGGGGAAAUAAAAGUGCCUAAAAAUCUGAAAAACAUGCAGUGUAUUCUGAAGUACUACUGACAGUUACAAAGCUGAUAUUUGUUUUAUUGAAGAGAGUCAAGUCUUAGCCUGCUUUUAAUAGGGAAGGCACAUGAAACAUAGUGUAUGAAGUGUAAAUGUGUCACAGCCUGGGAAAAGAGAAUGGGGAGAAAAAGUGUAUCUAUCAAUCAUUAGUUUUAGGUCUGAGGUUCGCAGCAGAUGAUUUAUUAUAAAUUUCUCAUAUUUACAUCAUAUAUGCAGGCCUUGAAAUGUGGGCUUGCUUGCUUGCAAGGAGGAAGAAUGUGAAGAUUAUUCCAAGUUUCAAAGAGCAACUCAGAAUCAGUUUUAUGCAGGCACCAUAAUUUGGAUAUUUGGUGUAAAUAUUUAAGCAGCACAUAACUAAAUAGGCCUGAUAUUAAGACACUGGAAAACUGAACACAAAGGUGUUGGGAGAUAUAGACAGCUAUAAAUAUAUAUAGAUAUCUAUGUAUGUAUAUAUAUAUAUAUAUAUAAAAGAUAUACUAUACGAUAUAUGUUAUAUAUUAUGUUUUUGCUGCUAAUCAUAUGGAACUAAUCUUUAAUUAUUUGUUGGUUCCUGACAAUGAAAAUUUUCAGCGAAUCCUAGAGAUGAAUUUGGACUCUUCUCCAUCCUUUAUUAUCUCUUAAGUAGGACAUUUUAAUUUUGUUACUAUUUCACAGGAAUACAAUGGAAUAUCUUAUUUUAAUUGUGUUGGACAAUGUCUGACCUUGUAUAUAGGUCACCUGAGUUAUGUCAUGUUUGUAUUCUAUUAAGCAAAUUUUUAGGAACAUUAUUUGACUUUCAGUAUAACUGAAUCUAUGUAAUAAUUAGCUGUUAUACAGAAUUCUGCUGUAUUAUAAAAUCUGGCAUCAUGUACUAUUCCAUGGAAGCUGUUUCCCUAAUAGAGAUACAGAUAGGGAUGGAAUUUGGAUUUCAUUGGUAUGGGGAUGGUUGUAUAUAUCAGCUCUCUCCUUCAAUGCAGAUGGGCAACUGAGAGCAUUAGAUUGUUGCCCAGAGCAUUGAGGAGUGCUCAGGGUUACAUAAAAGGACUUGUGUGCAUCAGAAACAGGACUUGAACCUAGUUCUUCCUGCUUCCAGGACAGCUCUGCCUAUUAGACACACUGCCCCUUGGGAUAUACAGAUUUGAGAAUUAUCUGCAGAGAGAGCCUAGUUAAAGUCAUUGAAGUGAAUGAAACACUAAGAUUAGAAAUGUAGAGGGAAAAAGGAAGGAACCUUGAAAAACACCCACCCUAAGAUGUUAGGGAGAAGAAGAGGAAACUGAGAAGAAGCCAUUAUAGAAGUUGGUUUUUUAUACUGAAAAGCAAAUGGUAACAUUUUAAAAUGUUUUCCUUAGGCUUAAGCCUUAGGAGACCUAGAAAUUUAAGAAUCCUUAAAAGCCCUCUUAAAGGUCCUUGAAAUCUGUUCUGUGUAGAUUGGCAAACACAAGGAUAAAAAUUUAUGUACUAGCUUUUAAAAGGAUUAGUCAGAAUCAAAGAAAGAAUUAAACUUUCAGUUCAUUAUUAUUUUUUCCUUUUACUCCCCUAAAAAGUAAAAUUGUUCUUUCACUCAUUGUUUCUUCAUAAAUCACAAAUAGAAAGCACAGAAGAUACAUUUUACUUGAAUUGCAUUAUUAUUAAGGGUGUGCACAAGUAAGAUCACAGGUUCACCCCUGCCCUCCUAUAACUUUUAUCCUUUCAUUUCCAUUCAAUACAGAAAAUCAUUCUGACUAAAGAAUGCAUGGGAUUUCAAAAGGCUGACUCCACAGUGACGGUCAUAAAAUAUGAUUACUAUAGUACCUCCUCAUCAUGAUCUCUGGCCUCUUAAUUCCUCCCAAUUCUCCCACUGCAUCUCUCUCAUGAAGGUUUCUUUUACCACCAUAGCCAUAGCCUCAUGAUCUGUCACUUUAUUGAUUUGCUAACUAUCCCCUCUCUGACCUUCCACUAAUACCAGCCUACUAGUUCUCAAUUUUAGGUAACCCCCAUUAACUGUUUUCUUUGCUUAUGCUGGUGAAAAUAGAAUUAUGCUUAUUUCACACACUAUAAAUUUGUUGUAUUACCUAAACUGGGCCCUUACCACUGCUUGGCAAUGUCUAUUCUACACUUAGAUUUUCCUUCUUUUAUUUCCUAUGAUAACUGAUAAAAAUUUUUACUUUCUCAAGCACCCAACUGUACUCCUACACCCUCCCCCAUUUACAAUGUUGACCAUCCACUUUUCUGAAAAGCUUGAAGCCAUCCUGCUUGAACACUUUUAGCUUUUCAACUCAGCUUCCCAAACUAUUCAGCAUCACCACCCAUUCUCUCCUCCUUUUCUCUUGUCUCAGAGGAAGAAAUCUUCCUUCUACUUUACAGGUUUUAUCCAAAUGCUUUAAGCUUGAGUGAACCAUUCUCUUGAUUCAUAUAUCUUCAUUCUUUCUAUAUUGGGUGGCUUCUCUCCAGUUGCCUACAAACAUGUUCAGCUUAUCCUAAUCUUUAUUCUUCAUUCUUUCUUCUUCAUCUAGCUACCGGUUCUUCUUUUUCUUUUCCUUUCCUUCUUCAAAGUUCUUGAAAGUUUUUCUGAUCCUUCAACUUUCUUACCAUCCACUCUCUCCUCAAUCUGCUGCAAUGGCUUCUGAUCCUACCAUCUACUGAAACUGUUCUCUCAAAGGUCACCAUUGACUAUUUUUCAUCAAAUCCAAUGGUGUUUUCUCAGGUUUUCUACUCUUUGAUCUUUGUGCAGCUUUUGGCAUUGUUAAUUACUACUCUUUCUACACACUAUCUCAUCUUUAAUAAGAGAAUCAUUUAAUAUCCAGAAUCGCAAAAUACAACGGCUCUAAGACAUUGCCUUUUCCUGGUUCUCCUACAUCUAGAAAGCUCCUUUUGUCUCUUUCCCCAGCCCAUCAUGCCCAUGUCCCUGUGCUUCAGGCAAAGUGGGAUAUUCACUAUUCUUCAUACGUGUUCCCUAUCUUUUUGCUUCCAUGUCUUUUCUCACAUGUUCCUAUGCCAAGAAUGCCUUCUUCUCUUACUUGUUAAAGUACCACCCUUCUUUUAAAGCAUAGCUCAGAGGCUACCUCCUUCCUGAAGCUUUCCUUUCCAAACCUUCACCUGACAGUAAUGCUGUUUCUACCUUCAGACUACUCACAGCACUUUGAACCACUUCUAUACACUUACGUAUUAUAGUUUUUAUUUGUGGCUGUGUCAUAUUCUCCUAUUAGACUGAAAAUUCCACAUGAGUAGGGACUUUCUUAUCAAACCUUUGUAUCUUCGUAGUAACAACACAGUUUUUGGUACAUAGUAGAUGCUUAAUAUUGAAAUGAGAUUAGAAAUGGUAUUUAUAUAUAGGCAAUGAAUAUUCAGAUAAAUAUGGAAAUAUGAAUAUAUUGUCUUUAAGGGAAAAAAACCAAAAGUAUUAUCAUACUGACUCAUCUAUUAGCCUAUCAGUUUCAGAAUUAUGUUAGCUCCCUUUUUUGCAAAUAAAAUACAGUAUACAUUGAUAAUGAAAAACCAAAUUAUGUUUAGAACAGAUUAGCAUUGACUUCAUUUUGUUAUAAAAGUUAUUGUGUUAAGUUAUUGCUCCUUUCUUCCUAUGAUACUAUAUGUUUUAGCCGGACCCAUUAACGAAGAUUCACCUUGAAUAUUCAGGGAAGUAAUGUUGAGCCUUGGCAAAAGUAUUGUAAUAAGCUACCAACUUCUUUCUUCUUACUUUACGACUACCAAUGCUUGAAAAAUUCUGCUUAGUGACCAAAUUUCUUACCAAUAAGUUUAGCCAUGUGGAAUAAGAAGAACAUUAUUGAGCAGAGGAGAGGAGGAGCAUGAAAUCUAAGCUAAGCUGUGGUUGGGAGGUCAUAACUUCAGGGAAAGAAAGACAUUAAUUUCCAAAGUCAAAGAGAAAGGUCAAAGUGCUGAAAAACAAAAGCAAUUCAAACAUAUUGGCUGACUGGGCCUGGAUAAGAUGCUGACUUCAUUGCUUGAGGACCUACCACAAUUGAUGAAAGAAGAGAUCUAUUAAAUUAUUGAAAUCUCAGUCAUAACUAAAACAUCAUGUGAAUUCUGUGGUUCUGUGGGAAAAAAAAUUCCAAGAUCAUUUCUUGCCUCCAAGAGCUAAGGGGUCUGCUGUCCUUAUGAAGGCAGUUCAAGGGAAAGGAGAGUAUGAAUUCAUAGUAGUUCACACCAGGGACCAAAGUAAUUCUCCACUUCUGACUGUUGAUUACUGGGAUUAACUUGGUGACUGGGACUAGACCAGGGGUGGGGAACCUGCAGCCUGGAGGCACAUGUGGCCCUCUAGGUCCCCAAGUGCAGUCCUUGGUUCUCUACUCCUAGGCAAAUCUAUUCAUGUCUAUUCGUCAAAUCAAAUGUUCUAGGAGUUUUUGCUGGAUAAUAAUAUAGUUAAUAUUUUAUUCAAAAGUAAUUAAACUGUUUUUCUUUAAAAAUAAAAUAUAUUUCAAACUUUUGUAAGUAAAUGAAGUUUGAGACAGCAACUGACUUGAAAGGAAAGAGGAUGAUAGACAUCACUGACCAUGUCUGAUGGGAAAAUAUUAACAUCUAUCUAAAGUUGGAGUGACUAAUUUAUUGGUAACAUUGACCAGCUAGAUUCAAUAAGUGAGGACGUUAUAGAUUUCAUAUACUUGUAAUUUCUUCCUCUUCACAGAACUCAGUUACAAGAAAGAAAAACAAUGAAAUAAAGAAUAGUUUUGUUUAUAUGGAAGGGAUUCAGGAAACCUUUCUCUGGUAAUAUGUCUCAUCUUGCAUUUAGACACCGAGAAAUAAAAAUGGAGAAAAAGUCAAA
This is a messenger RNA of Phascolarctos cinereus (koala), 8518 nucleotides long. RefSeq names its product klotho (gene KL). Gene Ontology annotation, molecular function: hydrolase activity, hydrolyzing O-glycosyl compounds; fibroblast growth factor receptor binding; fibroblast growth factor binding. The record is from RefSeq and is a predicted model, not a curated record. Lineage: Eukaryota; Metazoa; Chordata; Mammalia; Diprotodontia; Phascolarctidae. Gene Ontology annotation, biological process: carbohydrate metabolic process; fibroblast growth factor receptor signaling pathway.